This is a messenger RNA of Hydra vulgaris (swiftwater hydra), 2112 nucleotides long. RefSeq names its product TGF-beta-activated kinase 1 and MAP3K7-binding protein 1. Lineage: Eukaryota; Metazoa; Cnidaria; Hydrozoa; Anthoathecata; Hydridae. Gene Ontology annotation, biological process: protein dephosphorylation. The record is from RefSeq and is a predicted model, not a curated record. Gene Ontology annotation, molecular function: protein serine/threonine phosphatase activity.
GUUCUUAAACUUUCAAUAUAAUAAAGGUCAAGGAAAAAAAAAAAAAAAAAUGAAAUGAAAUCUAUCUAAAAUAGUGAAAAAUGAAAAUGGUGGUUGAAAAUAAAUCUGAUAGAAAGGAUAAUUUGCUUGCAAAUUGGAAUUUCGAUCCUCCAGCGUGUGAAAAUUCUGCUAUAGGUUAUGAAUCUAAUAUAAUAUAUCGUGCUGAUGGUGGACGUGGGGAAAGCACCGAUUUUGAGGAUGCAGCUUUUAAUUACAAAGGUCUUGAUUGCUUUCUGUAUGGAAUUUUUGAUGGACAUAAUGGGGCAAAAGUGGCACAUUUUGCCCAGCACAAAAUUGCAACAGAUCUAUGUUUUGGGCAGUUAAGUGAUAUAUAUACAGAUGAAGAGGUAUAUAAAAAAUUGAAUGAAACAUUUGAGAACACUUCAAAGGAAUAUAUGGAUUCCAUUAACCAAGCAUUGAUAGGAAAGCUUACUUUAGAAGAUGCAGUAGAGGGUUUAGAACCAUACUUGGUGCAACAAGAAUACCCUCAACUAUCUGAGCAACUUAAUGAACUUAAAGCUGAAGUAUCAGGUGGCUGUUCUGCUGCAAUAGCACUCAUCCAUAAUACCCGGCUGUUUGUUGCAAAUGUUGGUGACACUCGUGUUGUGCUGUGCAGAGCAGCUGGAAACAAUGGAGAACUUGGUGUUGUUCAGCUCAGUACUGAUCAUACGGUUUCAACAAUAUCUGAGUUACAAAGACUUGGAAAUCUUGGAGUUGACAUAGAGCAGCUUCAAACUCUCUCCAUUCUUCGAGUAACUCGCAGUUUAGGUGAUUGGAGCUUAAAAGCAGGUUACAAAAAUAAUUAUUUUUUGAGUUCUGCUUCUGAAGAGCCUAUUCUUUCAAUUCCAUCUAUUCACGGUGGGGAAGAGAUAGAUAACUCAAUGAAGUUCUUGAUCCUAAUGUCACAUGGUGUGUAUCAUGCCUACAUGCAUGCAACAGAUGCUUUACCAGAAGAGGUCAAUUCCGGUAUUGCUUCAAUGGUGGAAGAAGAAAUAGGGAAAAGAUCUUCCAUAAAAGAUGUGGCUCAAGAAGUUAUUAACAGAAUAUGUCGAAUGCACCAAACCAAAUUUUUAAAAUCACAUAACACGCAUUGCCUUAAACGAGAUGAUAUGACAUUGAUAGUUAAGCUUUUUAAUAUGGAGCUAGGUUGCACGCAAAACAGGUCUUCAUCCGGGUGCUUCGAAAAGCGAUUUGCAAGCUAUAAUCUUCCACCCUUAAAGAUACCUUCUGCGCUAGAAAAGACUGCAAAUACUCCCAGUUCUACAGGAAGCAAUACGCCCUCAACAGCUACACCUGGUACUCCUAAAGGUGUUACUGUAGGUCCUUUUUCGAUGCACGUUUCUAAUAAUGAACAAUUGAAUAGCUCUCCGCCUACUACCGCCUUGGGUUUUAGCAGUACUGAACUAAUUUCCACUAACCAAACUAUGAAAACGUUUGACAAACCUCCUGACAUGACAAUGUUUAUAACUGAUAAUUUUGAACCGAGUCCGUUUUUCAAUGAAAAUACUUCUCUUUUAGUCGUUGGUAAGACUAAGUCAUAUUCAAACGAGAAUCUAUCUUUGGACAAUUCAAUGGACAAUUUAAAUAAAACAUACUCAAGUUCUCUGUCUUGCAAGGACCCUUCUGAUAAAAUUUAUAAUCGCGUAGAGUCAAUAGAGUUGGACGAAAACGGACGUUGUCAACCUUAUGUUGAUUUUUCUGAAUUUAUAAAAAAUGUUGAACGAGAUGGGGGAGAAAAAGUUCUUUUUCCUGAACUGUUUCUAUAAAUUCUUUUAUUAUAAUAGCAAUACUAUAAAAGUAUUUUUGAAGUAAAUUCCUAUAAGCUUGUGUGAUUGAUGUGCUCAAAUAGUUGUCUUUGAAAUGACGACAUUACCUAUAAAUUCGGAGCAAAUCUAUAAAUCUAUUCAAUCUAUCCAUUCAAAUAUUUACGCAACCCAAAUUUAUCCUACCCAUAAAAUGUAAGAGAGAAAAACUAAUUAUUUGUAAUUAUUAACCUGUAUUAAUCGUUUUUUUUUUUUUUUAAUAUUAGAUGUACUUAAAAAUUUAUAAAUAAAAUCUCAAUUUCAAAUUUUA